Molecule: messenger RNA, 1821 nt
Organism: Fibroporia radiculosa
Lineage: Eukaryota; Fungi; Basidiomycota; Agaricomycetes; Polyporales; Fibroporiaceae
Exons: 16
Coding region: 1-1821 (606 amino acids)
Molecular function (GO): flavin adenine dinucleotide binding; oxidoreductase activity, acting on CH-OH group of donors
Source: RefSeq, a predicted model, not a curated record
AUGGGAAUCUUGUCGUCCAGACUCGUCGUGUCGGACCCCGCCGCAUUCGCAUCUCCCGUCACGGAGGGCAGCGAUGUGGGUGGCGGCUGCAAGGGCUUCGACUAUGUCAUCGUGGGCGGAGGAACUGCGGGCUGUGUUCUCGCAUCGAGGUUGUCAGAGGAUCCCAAUGUAACAGUUUUGUUGGUAGAAGUUGGCAAGAGCCAUGAGGACGUGCUAAUGAGCCGCAUGCCCCUCGGUUUUACGAAGCUCAUCAAGUCGGAAUAUGACUGGGCUUUUGAGACAACGCCUCAAGCCAAGCUUGAUGGUCGUCGGGUUGCGUGGGCUAGAGGACGUAUGCUUGGUGGUAGUAGUGCCACCAAUGCUCUCAUUUUCCACCACUGUGCCCCGGAAGAUUUCGACGCUUGGGAGAAACAAGGUGCUACCGGAUAUUUGAAGAAGGUGGAGAGUUUCAUCACGCAUCCAGGUUCCAACAUCGAGAAGGCACUGCAUGGCGACUCUGGCCCUGUGCAAACACGAGUGUCACCAUUGACUCCUGUGUCGAAUGUGAUCCUCGAUACAGCGGUCAAUCUCGGUGUGUCGCGCACGAACGACUUCAAUACCGAGAACGGUACGCUUGGCGUGGGCCCGUUUGUAGGCACUAUUGACAGCAAGAGCGAACGAAGUUCUGCGGCUGCCGCAUACCUCGGCCGUGACGUCCUGAAGCGGCCAAAUCUAACCGUUGCCGUGAGUACCACAACAGAAAAGAUCCUCUUUACCACCGACGGCGAUGGUGCGGCCCGUGCGACAGGUGUUCAAGUCGCGUCUAGCAAAGGGCGAAGGAAAUACCAAGUCCGCGCAAACAAGGAGGUGAUUGUCUGCGCAGGCGCAGUUGGAUCACCUCACCUUCUCAUGGUAUCUGGAAUUGGACCUGCUGCGCAUCUGACGGAGAAAGGUGUGCCCGUUGUAUGCGACAGCCCCGCUGUGGGUACGAAUCUUUUGGACCAUCUGUCUGCGGGAGCAAUGAUCAUGAGAGCAAAGCCUGGGACGACCCUAGACUACUUGUAUAGCCCUGCAUCUGCCGCAUGGCCUGUUCUGCAGUGGCUGAUGUUGGGCUCUGGUACAAUGUCAUCACUGAUCAGCCAGAUCGGUCUGUUCAUUCGUUCUGACGACGAAAGACUUCCCUUCACCUCCGUAGGAGGCGCUGUUUUGCCUUCCGCUGACCAUACCUCAGGGCCAAAAGCUCCUGAUGUUGAAGUCGUGACAUGCCCCAUGGCGGUUAUUGACUGUGGGACUGUAAUCCCACCGGCUGGCGGCAUUACAAUUGGACCUAUUCUUCUCAAGCCAGAAAGUUCCGGCACAGUACGCUUACAAUCGGCGAGCAUUUGGGACCGGCCGCUUAUAGACCCGAACUAUCUUGCCUCGGAGAGCGAUCGCAACAUCCUCCUGAAGUCGAUGCGGCUCCUCAUCCGCCUUGCGCGGACUGAGCCGCUCUCGUCUUCCCUGAUCCUUCGAGACUCGCCGUCGAACAGUGACUUUGACCCAUACUGGCCAAGCGAUGUCAAUCCUGACACGGUUUCGGACGAAGACCUUGAGACAUGGAUGCGCAAGCACGCGCAGACAGCAUGGCAUCCGACUUCAACGGUGAGAAUGGGCCCCGUCCCUGGAGAGAGCGCAGUUGACUUGCAGCUGCGUGUCCAUGGUGUGAAGGGCUUGCGUGUGGUGGACGCAUCUGUCUUUCCUGACCAGGUGUCUGGGCAUACGUGUGCUGUGGUUUAUGCGUUGGCGGAGCGCGCGGCAGAUCUUAUCAAAGAGGCCUCCUUGCAGACAACAAACUCGACCUAG